This is a messenger RNA of Pungitius pungitius (ninespine stickleback), 1209 nucleotides long. RefSeq lists its product as uncharacterized. The record is from RefSeq and is a predicted model, not a curated record. The coding region runs from base 16 to 1209 and encodes 397 amino acids. Lineage: Eukaryota; Metazoa; Chordata; Actinopteri; Perciformes; Gasterosteidae. The transcript is spliced from 4 exons.
GUCAGCUGUGUAGCCAUGGCGAUGUUUGGGAAGGUUCUGGAGCCAGUGGGCUACAUGCAGACUGUGAGGGUCCUGGUCCAAAGCAUCUGCUCCUACCUGGGGGGCAGCGCCACGGCGGAGGAGAGCGAGUCGGCCCGGAAGAACCUGGACCACAUCGAUCAGGAGCUGGGGGCGCCAGGUCACGGCCUGCUGGACGACCAGGAGGUCCACCGGCUGGAGGACGACCUGGCCGUGGUGUACUACCAGCUGGGCGCCGCGGUGAGGGCCCAGUCCGACUUCACCAAGAAGGAGACGGAGGUGUUCCUGCAGUACGUGCAGGACCACCGGCUGGAGAGGCAGCUGACGGCGCUCUACAGCCGCCUGAUGGGGGUGUCGGCGCUGACCGACCAGCCCACGCUGCUGGAGGAGCUCAUCCUGAACCGCAAGCCCAAGCGCUGGGAGCUCCGGGAGUUCUGCGUCAAGAUCAACUUUGUCCUGGGCACCGGUCUGCUGUGCCUCUUCACGCAGGCGUCUCUGACGGGCAGGGACCAGGUCCUGCUGAUGAAGACCUGGUCCGACCGCAUGGGCGCCCUCUACAGGAAGAUGAAGAACCAGGGGGGGCGCUGCCUGGGCUACUUCCUGGAGCAGGCGGAGGGGGAUGUGCGGGAGCAGCUCCAAGAGGCCGUGCAGAACCGCUCCCCGCCCGAAGAGGCGGCGGCGAGCAUCCUGAAGACCCUGGAGAAGAACUACGACUGGCUGCGCUGGGCGGUGAUGCUCCACCCGGCCGUGGGACCCACGGAGGACGAGAAGGCGGGGGGGGUCGAGGAGGAGGAGGAGGGGGAGGAAGUCGCGUCUCCGCGGCCACAGCAGUCCAACAAUUUAAUCUCGGUGGCGUCCGAGGCGCCCGUCCCCCACGUGAUGGCGUGCUACCGCGACACGCCCACGUCGCUGGACAAGAGCCGCAUCCACCAGCUCAUCGUGGACCUGGAGUGGAAGAUCCCCAACCCGCCCCCGGAGGUGUACGCCUCCAUCGAGGAGGACCCGGGCAGGGCGCAGCGCUACCUGGCCUCGCGCAUGAAGAGCAAGCUGCAGGAGGGGCUGGGGUCCGGCGUGGCGGUCCACGUGGUGCCGGGCAGGAUGGAGAUGAAGUGCAACUUCCCCCCGGCCUCCUACUACCUCUACGAGUACAAACACCGGCUGGCCUCCGGCACCGUGUGCGUGUUCGGGUGA